AUGAGGACCCUAGAACAGAUUGGUAACCCCGAGGCUGCACCACGAUGGGUAGAGGAACUCGAGAAAGCCUUUGAGGUAUUAGGGUGCACCGAUAAUGAGAAAGUAAUCCUGGCAGUAUAUCAAUUACGCGACAAUGCGAAUGACUGGUGGAAGGCCACUUGGGAUAGAGUGUUUCCCGAAGGUACCGCCCAGACUUGGGUUGCGUUCACCGAAAGUUUUUAUGGAAAGUAUUUCUCGGAGAGCGCUAGGGAAAGAAAGCUAGCAGAGUUUAUGAGACUCCGCCAAAGUCAAAUGACGGUGGAUCAGUAUGAGGCGGAAUUUGCUAGAUUGUCUAAAUUUGCGUCGAGAAUGGUAGAGCAUCCCGAGCAUAAGGCGCGAAGGUUUCAGGAUGGAUUGAAAGCUGACAUUCGUAGACAGUUGAUACUGGUGAAUCUGAGGACUUAUGAGGACAUAUAUGAUAGGGCUCAGGCUCUUGAGAGGGACCAGGUAGACAGGGCAGCCGCAUCUGGGUCGAGGUUUGUCCAGGAUAGGGACAAUCGUAAUCUCGGGAAGAGGCCAAUGUCGGAGGAAGAACCAGAAGAAGAGGAACCCGAGGCGGAACCUGAGGAGGAGCCCGCUGAGCCAGAAGAAGAACCGGUGUACAUUCCCCUGUAUGAACAGUGGAUUGACCCCGAUUUUGUGCCAGAGUACGGGUCUGAUGAGGAGUCCGACUCAGAGGAGCAGAUAGAAGUCCCAGCGGAGUCGGGUGGCAUCAAUAACCCGAUUGAGAUAGGAGCCGAACCGGAGUCCUCGGAGAAGCAGACAGUCCAGGGGGAUUCGGACUCAGAGGGCGAAUAA
Syzygium oleosum is the source of this 837-nucleotide messenger RNA. RefSeq lists its product as uncharacterized. The transcript is spliced from 3 exons. Lineage: Eukaryota; Viridiplantae; Streptophyta; Magnoliopsida; Myrtales; Myrtaceae. The record is from RefSeq and is a predicted model, not a curated record. The coding region runs from base 1 to 837 and encodes 278 amino acids.